This is a messenger RNA of Solea solea (common sole), 3356 nucleotides long. RefSeq names its product transducin beta like 3 (gene tbl3). The transcript is spliced from 23 exons. Gene Ontology annotation, cellular component: 90S preribosome; small-subunit processome; nucleolus. Bases 134 to 2944 code for a protein of 936 amino acids. Lineage: Eukaryota; Metazoa; Chordata; Actinopteri; Pleuronectiformes; Soleidae. The record is from RefSeq and is a predicted model, not a curated record. Gene Ontology annotation, molecular function: protein binding; U3 snoRNA binding. Gene Ontology annotation, biological process: endonucleolytic cleavage in 5'-ETS of tricistronic rRNA transcript (SSU-rRNA, 5.8S rRNA, LSU-rRNA); endonucleolytic cleavage to generate mature 5'-end of SSU-rRNA from (SSU-rRNA, 5.8S rRNA, LSU-rRNA).
CUCAGGCUAUCAACAUGCGGGGUGGAUGUGUUGACUGAAACCAACGUGUGUUGAAAAUUAAGUCAAAUUUCGUCAACGCAGCUGCCAUAAUAUUUAAUUUAGUUUUAGAAAGGGUGUUUUUUCUGUUAGGAAGAUGGCGAAUACAAACCUUCAAUUCAAGACAAAUUAUGCGGUUUCCAACAAGAUUGAGCCGUUUUACAAAGGAGGGAAAGUGCAGAUCAGCAAUGAUGAGAUUUACAUCUUUUGCACCUGUGGCUCUCGUGUCAAUGUUCUGGAGAUCAGCACAGGGAAGAUUGUCCACAGUGUUGAGCAUGAUGAUCUAGAGGACAUCACAUCUUUUGCACUCAGCUAUGAUGAUGAGCUGCUGGUAACAGCCAGCAGGGCUCUGCUGCUGAAGCAGUGGGACUGGAAGCAAGCUCAAUGUACACGUUCCUGGAAGGCCAUCCACACUGUGCCUGUAGCCAGUAUGGCCUUUGACUCCACCUCUACACUCUUGGCCACAGGUGGCUGUGAUGGUACCAUAAAGCUUUGGGAUGUGUUGAAGCAAUACUGCACACAUAACCUGAAAGGGUCAUCUGGUGUUGUGAACCUUGUUCAGUUUCACCCAGACAUCAGCCGACUGCAGCUCUUCUCCUCCUCUCUGGACUGCGGCAUCCGGAUAUGGGACUUGAGCUCCAGUCAGUGUGUGUGUGUGCUGCAAAGCCACUACAGUGCAGUCACUUCCCUCUGCUUCAGCCCUGAUGGUGACACGAUGGUCAGUUCUGGCAGAGAUAAGAUCUGCACAGUCUGGGACCUUGAGACUCGUAAACCCAAGAGAACUGUUCCUGUCUAUGAGGCUGUAGAGGGCGUUGCACUGUUGCCAGAAGAUGAAGAUUUCUCUCAGAUUGGCGUGAAGAGCAAAGACCUGCAUUUCAUCACUGCUGGCAGCAAAGGUGUGUUGAGAGUGUGGGAGGCCACUACAGCACGCUGUGUCUACACCCAGGCCCUUCCCUCCACCCUCACCCCUGCUUCUGAGGACGAGCAGGAGAAGGACGAUGACCCUCGCAGUCUAACGUACCUGCUUUACCUGCCCACAUCUAAUAAGCUGGCCACAGUCACUGCUGAACACAACAUAGUGCUUUACCAGCUGCCUGCCCUCACCACACAGCAGCAGUUUGUGGGUUACAGUGACGAGGUGCUGGAUGUGAAGUUUCUGGGUAAAGACGACAGUCACAUCGUGGUGGCCACUAACAGUUGCCAGCUUAAAGUGUUUGAGCUGCUCAACAACAGCUGCCAGAUCCUCUAUGGACACACAGAUACGGUCUUGUCACUGGAUGUGUUCAAGAAAGGUUCCCUCUUUGCAAGCUGUGCGAAGGACAGGUCAGUGCGUGUGUGGAAGAUGGACAGUGACAGUGGUCAGGUGCGAUGUGUGGCUCAAGGCUCCAGCCACGCAAAUGCCGUGGGCUCCAUCACCUGCUCCAGGAUGAAAGCGUCUUUCAUAGUGUCUGGCAGUCAGGACUGCACAGUAAAGGUGUGGGACCUGCCAGUGGACUUGCCUUCGACAGAGGAGGACAUGCAUGAGCUGACCGCUCGCUCCACGGAGAAGGCGCAUGAUAAGGAUGUAAACAGCGUUGCAGUGUCACCCAAUGACAAGCUUUUGGCCUCAGGCUCCCAGGACCGUACUGCCAAGCUGUGGUCGCUGGCAGGGGAAGGGAACAUAGGCUUGCUGGGUGUAUUUCGUGGUCAUCGUCGUGGUGUCUGGGCCGUGUGCUUCUCUCCUGUCGACCAGGUGCUGGCCACAUCCUCUGCAGAUGGCACCACCAAGCUCUGGAGCCUGCAAGACUUCAGCUGCCUUAAGACAUUUGAGGGACACGAUGCAUCAGUUUUGAAAGUCGUAUUUGUGAGCCGAGGCACUCAGCUUCUAACAAGUGGGUCAGAUGGUUUGGUCAAGCUGUGGACCAUAAAGACCAAUGAGUGUGUGAAAACACUGGACGCCCACCAAGACAAAGUGUGGGGUCUCCACGCCAGCUGCAAAGAUGACAAGAUGGUGACUGGGUCAGCGGACUCCAAUAUCACUGUGUGGUUGGAUGUGACAGAAGUGGAACUGGCAGAGGAGCAGGCAAAACAGGAGGAUCAAAUCCUCAAGCAGCAGGAGUUGUCCAAUCUGCUUCAAGAGAAGAAGUACCUCAAGGCCCUGGGUCUUGCCAUCUCACUGGACCAGCCGUACACCGUGCUCACUGUGAUCAAAGCAAUCCGUCAGGGUGAAGACAGACAGGAGCUGUUGGAGAAGACGCUACUAAAACUACGACUGGAUCAAAAAGAGUCACUCCUGCGCUACUGUGUAGUGUGGAACACCAACGCCCGAAACUGUCAGGAUGCUCAGGCCGUCCUCCAGGUUCUCCUCACACACCUGCCGCCCGAGGAGCUGCUGCAGUACCAAGGCGCCCGAACACACCUGGAGGGCCUCAUUCCGUAUACAGAGAGGCACAUGCAGAGGAUUGGACAUUUACUGCAGGCGUCCAUGUUCCUUAACUACAUGUGGCAGAAGAUGAGAGUGGCUGGAGCUCCAUCCAGUAUGGGUCAAGAUGAAGAAAUGGACACCACUCCCCUUUCACAGACCACCAAACCUUUCUUCGCGAUCGACAAGGAGAAAGAAAAUGGCAGCGGCGAGGAGAGCCGAGAUGCCGGUGACGACGGCGAUAGCGGACAAGAUGAAGAUCCAAAUUGCCCGGUUGAGGAUGAGGAUGAGGAUGACGGCGAGGUCAGCGUCGUCGUCAUGAAAGCCUCCGUAAACAACGGGAGACUGGAAAACGGAGAAAGCAGAGCAACAAAUGCCGCCCACCACUCUGGAAGUGAGGAGAGCUCGGAUGAAGACGACAUAGGGGAAAAUGAGAUCGAUCAAACCAAAACGGCGAAAUGUCUCCCAGUUUCGUCUGCACCUCAGUGUCCAGCUUUCACCAGCUGACAGGGAUCAGGAAGCUGAGGACAGAUGACUCACUCCCUCUCAGGAGACCCUCUUAUCUCGGACGAUUAGCUGGAGGAACACACUGAAUGUGUCGCUGUGCAGGAAGAGACGGGGGGUGGGAUGAUGACACAGAAAACGGUAGUCUCUGUCCUCAUGUCCUCAGACGAGAUGGACAGAAUGGAGUCAAGGAUGGAGGAGGGACAGGUGAAAAGGAGCUACAUAAGUGACUUCACAUCCCUCAUAGCAAAUACCAACACCCAUUGUCUGGUUCUGGAAUGCUGCACAGUCCUGAUCCACUGGCUCUACCACAGCACAGCAAGCUCCUUAAAUUACCAUACAUUAUUUUUUAUGUAAUACACAUUUUUAUAAAAGGAAAAAUAGGUUUGUUGUGAUUAAAACGAGUUAAAAAUGA